Raphanus sativus (radish) is the source of this 771-nucleotide messenger RNA. Its product is annotated as probable histone H2A variant 2. Gene Ontology annotation, molecular function: protein heterodimerization activity; structural constituent of chromatin; DNA binding. Lineage: Eukaryota; Viridiplantae; Streptophyta; Magnoliopsida; Brassicales; Brassicaceae. The transcript is spliced from 3 exons. The coding region runs from base 158 to 565 and encodes 135 amino acids. The record is from RefSeq and is a predicted model, not a curated record. Gene Ontology annotation, cellular component: nucleosome.
CCUCCCUCCCACUUUUCUUUUCACUUUCCCGCUCUCGUUUUCAAGCUGCUUCUUUAUUCUCUCCUCUCUUCGAUUUAGGGUUCGUUUAGAUUCAUUAGUUCCUUCACCAAACGCUUCGGAUCUUGUUCUAAAUUCUCUUAACGGUUAAGGAGGAGAUAUGGCAGGUAAAGGCGGCAAGGGGCUUAUCACUACAAAGACAACUACGUCUGCUGCUGCUAACAAAGACAAGAAGAAAUCCAUCUCUCGCUCUUCUCGUGCCGGUAUUCAGUUUCCAGUGGGUCGUAUCCAUCGUCAACUCAAGGCACGUGUUUCAGCACACGGGAGAGUUGGCGCCACCGCUGCAGUCUACGCGGCAUCGAUUCUCGAGUACUUGACUGCGGAAGUUCUCGAGUUAGCUGGGAACGCGAGCAAAGAUCUGAAGGUGAAGAGGAUCACUCCGAGGCAUCUGCAGCUUGCGAUCAGAGGAGACGAGGAGCUCGACACUCUCAUCAAAGGAACAAUCGCUGGAGGUGGUGUCAUCCCCCACAUCCACAAGUCUCUCAUCAACAAAACCACUAAUGAGUGAAGUGAUGAGCUUCAGCUCUAGAUUUAUGUGCUUUUGCUUUGUGUUUUAGCUUAUUUGUUUUAGUCUGCUCUCUCUCUUCUGGACCAUCCUCAAGUGUAUAUGGGCUAAAUCUUAACCUCGUAGGUUUCUCUCGUUUUUAGACUCCUUUCUCUUGUGAUCUUUCUAAUGGCUACUAAGUACUAUGAUUGUUAUUGGUUUUCUUUACU